Messenger RNA from Effrenium voratum, 2154 nucleotides. Lineage: Eukaryota; Dinophyceae; Suessiales; Symbiodiniaceae. The record is from the annotation of a GenBank genome assembly.
AUGAUCCGUGAGCCGAAAGCGCGACCUGUGCUGGGCCUCAUCUUUAUCUUGCUGCUCUCCGGGCAUGAGGCGGCACGGAUCGAAGAGACGGUGCGCACGCAGACCAAACAAGCGACCAUGCGGCAGAUCGCGCGCAGCAGUGCCCUUGAGCGGCAAGAGCAGCGGAAGCACGGGGUUUCCGCCGAGAGUCUCCUGCAGGAGGUGAAUGCUUUGAACUUGCGAACACAGUCCGGACAAGUCGAAGUGGCCCGAGGGAGGGUGAAGUAUCACAAGCGCUCCCGCAGUCCGGGGUGCUGGCUGGGCUGCUACAAGGAUGCCUUCGCCGUCGCCCGCGCCGACCCGGCCCAGCGAGGUCAUGUGACCCUGGACAUCUACUACGAGCUGGAGGAGGUGGGCUUCGAGGCAGGCAAGGAUGUCAACGCUACGGCGGACCAUCGCAUCGUCCUGGGCCCGGACUCCCAUGUGGCGGUGAAGCAGGAUGUGGACGGCAUGCCUGGGCUGGAGGUGAGGGGCUUGCUGGACGGGAAGUACAGCACCAAGAAGCUGGCGCUUUACGAGGACAACCUCUCCAUCAAGGUGAAGAAGGCCUUGGAGGACGAGAAUGACUGGAUCCCCUACAAGGGAAAAGAGAUGGAGCUGGCAUCAGUCUGGAUGGCCAUCCUGAAGACCGCCCAGGCCCUGCGCACCUCCGUCAGCGAGGGCACCAGCCUGGUCCAGUGCAGCUACGUGCCCUCGGAGGACCAGUGCUCUGUGCCAGACUUCUGCACUCUCGAGAAGAAUCCUGACGAGGAGCCCAAGUGCCACCCCCUGGUGGGCGCGGAGCAGAACGCCGCGGCCUGGGAGAGGCUCUCCGCGCGCAUGUCUCAGGUAUCCGAGAAGCUCAGGGAGGACAACUGCGUCGUCAACUGCAAAGAUGAGUGGCAGAAGAGUUCGGCGGAACUGUCCUUCGUGAGGACCUUGCAGGAGAAGACCCGUCCCAUGGCCAACAUGACCUCGCUGGCCCCCGGCAUGCGCGCGCUGGCCAAGCACAUCUCAGAAACAGCGACCGCCCUGCAGGAGAAGGUGGUGGGCGACUUGUCCGCAACCUUCGAUCAAGCUCGCCAGGAAACAUUGUCCGCCACCAGAUUGGUCCUCAAAACCAAGGGCUGCUCGAAUCUCCCCGAAGGCGCCAUCGAGUCGCUCUUCAAAAUGAGCCUGCACAUCGGCGAGCAAAGUGAGGAGUCCCAGGCCGCCCGGCGGAGCGAGUUCCAAAGCUACGCCGAGGAGUGCCCCUGGCUCUACGAGUUGGCGGGGAUGAGCCCUGAGGACUCCACGCAGGCGAUCGCGAAGGAAGAGGAGAGCAGCGCACUCGCGAAAGAGAAAGUUGGCAACCAGACGCUGCCUGAACGCAUCACCAGUGAUCAAGCCGAAUCGCUCGAGGCGAGCACAUCCGAGGGCUCAAGGGAGUCAGGAUCCUUGCUGGAGCUGGGGCAAGCCGCAAGCAUGGAUCCCAUCACCAUCGCUGCCAUUGUGGUCGCCGGCGUCCUGGUGUUGGGCCUGCUGCUGAUCCUGUUGGGCGGCUUGCUGUGCCAGCUGGGUGUGUGGGCCACCAGCAAGAAGGCGGUCACCGACCAGGACAUGUGCAAGAAGCAGUACAAGGUGGACAUGUGCUACUCUGUGAUAAACAAGAUAGGCUGCAUCAUGGUGAUCACCGGCCUCAUCGUCCUCAUCAUCAUCGGCAUUUGUCUGAUGAUCGCUGCAGCAUCCCAAGGUGGUGGCGGUAGCGGCGGCGGUGGCGGCCACUAUCACGGCGGGGGAGGUGUGCAUCAUCAUCAUUACUAUGGUGGAGGCCCCGGCUUCUACUGGUGGUAUGUGGCCCCGGUGUACAUCCACGACGGGCGGCGCCGGGACGGGCGGCGCCGCAGGGACUAUGUGGACGCCUACUAUGGGGGCCGGACCCUGUCGUCCGAGGAGAUUGCCAAUUUUGACUACAGCAGAUGCCUGUCGGGCGCUUCGAAUCCUGUGGCUUUCUCCGCCCCAACAGUGCGGACCACCUUCGCCCCGGCCUAUGAUUCUGGGUAUGAUUAUUCGGGCCUACCCGCGGCGCGCACCACCAUGGCCCCCGUGGCCCCCGUGGUCCCCGCGGUGGCACAAACGUUUGACAACGGAGUGUGA